Messenger RNA from Ostertagia ostertagi, 2589 nucleotides. The record is from the annotation of a GenBank genome assembly. Lineage: Eukaryota; Metazoa; Nematoda; Chromadorea; Rhabditida; Trichostrongylidae.
AUGUCCGAGGGCGCGACGGACGCGAUUUGCAUCCGAGUUGACGGGGGGCGAAUUGCUCUUCGAGGGGUCGGAGUAUAUCUCCACUCAGAGCAGGUGAAGCGACCAUGGCAAUGCGAGAUUUACGUGCUUCGCGAAGGUGAUCAGUUCUCCCUUUUGGCGAAAGCCUCAUGUGAGUUGAACAGCGGUGGAACAUCGGACACGGGCGUCAUUGUUUUGCCAGAGUCGAUUACUCUAGCCACUGGUGUCACCUAUGCCAUUAAAGUGUGGACACCGGAGAAUGGAAAGACCUAUUGUGGAGAAGGUGGAGUUAACUACAUCCGCCUUAAUAACGGUGCUCGUGUCACUUUCUCUUCCUGUUCACUCAGCGAAAAUGGCACUUCACUUCAGCGUGGCCAAAUACCGUAUUUCCUGUAUUCCGUAGUAGAAACGGAAAAAUCGGACAAAUCGGAGAUAAAGGAGGAGGUGCACAAGUCAUACGUGAUGCUUCUGCGACUUUUGUCGAACAAAAUUGGAGCAUUCCUUGUGAACGGUCAUAUCCCUCAAUGUGCCAAAUCAUUGAUCUCUCGAAUAUCUGGACACGUGAUGGUCUUCAUGGAGCUUUACCCUAACAAGGCAAUGGAGAUAUCUUGUGUUCUCGAGCAGCUGAUACCGAUGGUAUCAAGUGUGAAUGGCACUAUAAAGGCCAGUACUCUCAGUGAGUCUUCUGACCAGAAUUCUGACGUCUGCGAGGUGAAAACCACCCAAGUCACCGUCGAAAGUCCACAUCCGUAUAAGACCAACAACGUGCACUCAGUGGUCGUCAGUUUCGAUGACACAGUGAAUUUUCUCUGCAUACAGUUCUCGCCAUUGUGUGAAACAUCUCAGGCCGAUGAUCAGCUUCGGAUCUACAUGGGAGUAAAUAAGGAGAGCUACGUGCCAGUUGGAAGGUAUUUUGGUUCAAAGGACUGGCCGUCGACACCGCUUCUUCUACCGGGAAACUCAUUGUGGUUUGUGCUAGAGACUACUGUAGAAGUCGAAGGAGUCACUCCUGAACAGAUGUACGGUUUUCAUUGCACAGUGACUGGAUAUCCGGCAACAAGAAAAGAUUCCAACCUUGGACUCGAACAGGAGCUUGCGUGGCUUUCAGCAAGUGCUUGUCGAGUUAUAGUUCAGCUCUCGUCGGACGCAUCUGCACUCGACCACCUUUCGACUGCUGAGGACGACACAAGAAUCUUGCUGGAAAAACAUGGAUCACUGCUGAAGAAGGGCCUUAGCUUAACUCAUGCGCCGACGUUGAACGAGGUCAUUCAAAAAGGAUUGCCACAGUCGGCACAGUCUGCAGAUCUGGUAUUUCUUCGCGAGUUCCUAUCGGCAUGCGCGACAUCAACGGCAGGAUUUCUAGCGAGGUGGCUUCCUUCGGGACCAGUUGUCGAUCCAGCACGGUGUCAACUAACCAUCGUCCAGACAGAUAUGGUCGUUGGAAAGCCGAUUAAGGUGCGGCUCACCACAAAGGAUCAAUUUGACCGUGAGGUGAUGUGCUCGUCGAUGUGCGUUGAAGUGUCGAUGACGGCUGGGGACGCGUCCAUUUACUCUUCAGCUCGAUUUGCCUCUGCCGCUCUGCCUUCGCUAGAAGUCAUCAAGAAAAACCCUUUCCAACCGGUUCUAAUGAACCGAUGUCGCUAUAUGUCGAUAUCAGCGAUGCCGGCUUACACGAAUUAUUCCUAUGAAGAAAUUCGACUAGGCUUCACAAAAGCGACUGUGGUGCGGGAAAAGAUUAACCUGAAGCACAAGAAUAACUGCACUUUUGAAGGCGAAUGGACGCCUUCGGUAGCUGGAAGCUAUCGAGUUGCAUGCCGAGUAGAUGGCUGUGAGCUAACGCACAAUUAUCUCAUAGAGGUAUCUGAGCGCGAGGAGAAUGUGAAACGUCGAGAACAUCGCGCUGCACAACUGAGCAGAGCAAGGAAGGCUACUGUUCCAGCCACAUUACCGUUCCAAGCAAUAAGAAUGCGACUGGGCACUUCACUGACAGCACCAUGUGUUGGCACGAUUCCAAGGGGUGGUAAUAUCGCAUACAUUGAAAAAAUUGAGAAUGAGGACGGAAAAUGGCUGCGAUUAACCGACGAGACGGCCGUUCUCUAUGGUCAUGGCAACGUUUCUGGACAGGUGUGGUGUCUUGCGUAUCACCAGCACUUGCGCCGCGAAUUGAUACCGAUUGCUAGCGAUAUGGUUGACCGAUUGCCGGUGAGACGUCAAGAAGAUCCACCAGCUUUGCACGCCUCAUCCACUCAGCAGAGUGUCAUCAUUGAUGCAAAUGAAACUUACGUGCUCGAUGCAUCACAGCGUAUCCAGCUGUACAGCCGGCCAUCUCCUGAUGCACUCGUCGAAGGCGCUUGCAUUGAAGGACGCACUGAAUUGGAAGGAAGUGGAUGGGUGUCAAACCAGCAUGGAGUUUGGGUUCGAGUUGCUAACACCAAUCAGUUCAUCUUAGCAGAGAAUUCCAUUGGUCGAAGCGCCAUUCAGUCACCAUCUGCUAUCGCAUGCAACGCCAAUGCCGGAACGGAAGAGCGAUCUCCCCACCGCAGCGCACAAAUCAAGGUAGUUAUAAAAGUU